AUGUAUUCGUGUCCAUCUGCCCAUCUACGUCUAUCCUUACCCAUUUGCCCAUGUCUAUUAAUCCGUCGCCAUCAGCUCAUUUCUAACGGUCUCAAUCCGUCCAUGUCCUUCAAUCCGUCACCAUCCGCUCAUAUACAUCUAUCCUUCCCUAUCUGCCUAUGUACAUCUAUUCGUCUCCAUCUGCCCAUCUACGUCUAUCCUUCCCCAUUUGCCCAUGUCUAUUUAUCCGUCGCCAUCAGCUCAUUUCUAUCGGUCUCAAUCCGUUCAUGUCCUUCAAUCCGUCACCAUCCGCUCAUAUACAUCUAUCCUUCCUAUCUGCCUAUGUACAUCUAUUCGUCUCCAUCUGCCCAUCUACGUCUAUCCUUCCCCAUUUUUAUCCCAUGUCUUUAUCCGUCGCCAUCCGUCGCCAUCAGCUCAUUUCUAUCGGUCUCAAUCCGUUCAUGUCCUUCAAUCCGUCACCAUCCGCUCAUAUACAUCUAUCCUUCCCUAUCAGCCUAUUUACAUCUAUUCGUCUCCAUCUGCCCAUCUAUUCGUCCAUCCAUCCUUCCCCAUUUGCCCAUGUCUAUUUAUCCGUCGCCAUCAGCUCAUUUCUAUCGGUCUCAAUCCGUUCAUGUCCUUCAAUCCGUCACCAUCCGCUCAUAUACAUCUAUCCUUCCCUAUCUGCCUAUGUAUAUCUAUUCGUCUCCAUCUGCCCAUCUACGUCUAUCCUUCCCCAUUUGCCCAUGUCUAUUUAUCCGUCGCCAUCAGCUCAUUUCUAUCAGUCUCAAUCUGUUCAUGUCCUUCAAUUCAAUCCGCUCGUCAUCUAUCCCCUCCUUAUCUGCCUAUGUAUAUCUAUAUCCAACUGCCCAUCUUCUAUCCUUCCCAUUUGCCCAUGUCUAUUUAUCCGUCGCCAUCAUCAUUUCUAUCGGUCUCAAUUCAUGUCCUUCAAUCUGUCACCCAUCCGAUCUCCUGCCCUAUCUGCCUAUGUACAUCUAUUCGUCUCCUCUGCCCAUCCUUCCCCCCAUUUGCCCAUGUCUAUUUAUCCGUCGCCAUCAGCUCAUUUCUAUCGGUCUCAAUCCGUUCAUGUCCUUCAAUCCGUCACCAUCCGCUCAUAUACAUCUAUCCUUCCCUAUCUGCCUAUGUAAAUCUAUUCGUCUCCAUCUGCCCAUCUACCUCAUUUCUAUCGGUCUCAAUCCGUUCAUGUCCUUCAAUCCGUCACCAUCCGCUCCAUAUAUAUCUAUCCUUCCCUAUCUGCCUAUGUACAUCUAUUCGUCUCUAUCUGCCCAUCUACUCAUCUAUCCUUUCCCCAUUUGCCCAUGUCUAUUUAUCCGUCGCCAUCAGCUCAUUUCUAUCGGUCUCAAUCCGUUCAUGUCCUUCAAUCCGUCACAUCCGCUCCUUCUAUCCUUCCCUAUCUGCCUAUGUAUAUCUAUUCGUCUCCAUCUGCCCAUCUACGUCUAUCCUUCCCCCAUUUACCCAUGUCUAUUUAUCCGUCGCCAUCAACUCAUUUCUAUCGGUCUCAAUCCGUUCUGCCCUUCAAUCCGUCACCAUCCGCUCAUAUACAUCUAUCCUCCCAUCUGCCUAUGUAAAUCCAUUCGUCUCCAUCUGCCCAUCUACGUCUAUCCUUCCCCAUUUGCCCAUGUCUAUUUAUCCGUCGCCAUCAGCUCAUUUCUGUCGGUCUCAAUCCGUUCAUGUCCUUCAAUCCGUCACCAUCCGCUCAUAUACAUCUAUCCUUCCCUAUCUGCCUAUGUAAAUCUAUUCGUCUCCAUCUGCCCAUCUACGUCUAUCCUUCCCAUUUGCCCAUGUCUAUUUAUCCGUCGCCAUCAGCUCAUUUCUAUCGGUCUCAAUCCGUUCAUGUCCUUCAAUCCGUCACCAUCCGCUCACUUACAUCUAUCCUUCCCUAUCUGCCUAUGUACAUCUAUUCGUCUCCAUCUGCCCAUCUACGUCUAUCCUUCCCCAUUUGCCCAUGUCUAUUUAUCCGUCGCCAUCAGCUCAUUUCUAACGGUCUCAAUCCGUUCAUGUCCUUCAAUCCGUCACCAUCCGCUCAUCUACAUCUAUCCUUCCCUAUCUGCCUAUAUAAAUCUAUUCGUCUCCAUCUGCCCAUCUACGUCAAUCCUUCCCCCAUUUGCCCAUGUCUAUUUAUCCGUCGCCAUCAGCUCAUUUCUAUCGGUCUCAAUCCGUUCAUGUCCUUCAAUCCGUCACCAUCCGCUCAUAUACAUCUUAUCCUUCCCCAUCUGCCUAUGUACAUCUAUUCGUCUCCAUCUGCCCAUCUACGUCUCCCUUCCCCAUUUGCCCAUGUCUAUUUAUCCGUCGCCAUCAGCUCAUUUCUAUCGGUCUCAAUCCGUUCAUGUCCUUCAAUCCGUCACCAUCCGCUCAUAUACAUCUAUCCUUCCCUAUCUGCCUAUGUAUAUCUAUUCGUCUCCAUCUGCCCAUCUACGUCUAUCCUUCCCCAUUUGCCCAUGUCUAUUUAUCCGUCGCCAUCAGCACAUUUCUAUCGGUCUCAAUCUGUUCAUGUCCUUCAAUCCGUCACCAUCCGCUCAUAUACAUCUAUCCUUCCCUAUCUGCCUAUGUACAUCUAUUCGUCUCCAUCUGCCCAUCUACGUCUAUCCUUCCCCAUUUGCCCAUGUCUAUUUAUCCGUCGCCAUCAGCUCAUUUCUAUCGGUCUCAAUCCGUUCAUGUCCUUCAAUCCGUCACCAUGCUCUCAUAUACAUCUAUAAUUCCCUAUCUGCCUAUGUAAAUCUAUUCGUCUCUAUCUGCCCAUAUACGUCUAUCCUUCCCUAUUUGCCCAUGUCUCUUUAUCCGUCGCCAUCAGCUCAUUUCUGUCGGUCUCAAUCCGUUCAUGUCCUUCAAUCCGUCACGAUGCGCUCAUAUAUAUCUAUCCUUCCCUAUCUGCCUAUGUACAUCUAUUCGUCUCUAUCUGCCCAUCUACGUCAAUCCCUUCCCAUUUGCCCAUGUCUAUUUAUCAGUCGCCAUCAGCUAAUUCCUAUCGGUCUCAAUCCGUUCAUGUCCUUCAAUCCGUCACCAUCCGCUCAUAUACAUCUAUCCUUCCCAAUCUGCCUAUGUAUAUCUAUUCGUCUCCCAUCUGCCCAUCUACGUCUAUCCUUCCCCAUUUGCCCAUGUGUAUUUAUCCGUCGCCAUCAGCUCAUUUCUAUCGGUCUCAAUCCGUUCAUGUCCUUCAAUCCGUCACCAUCCGCUCAUAUACAUCUAUCCUUCCCUAUCUGCCUAUGUAAAUAUAUUCGUCUCCAUCUGCCCAUCUACGUCUAUCCUUUCCCAUUUGCCCAUGUCUAUUUAUCCGUCGCCAUCAGCUCAUUUCUAUCGGUCUCAAUCCGUUCAUGUCCUUCAAUCCGUCACCAUCCCCUCAUAUACAUCUAUACUUCCCUAUCUGCCUAUGUAAAUCUAUUCGUCUCCAUCUGCCCAUCUACGUCUAUCCUUCCCCAUUUGCCCAUGUCUUUUAUCCGUCGCCAUCAGCUCAUUUCUAUCGGUCUCAAUCCGUUCAUGUCCUUCAAUCCGUCACCAUCCUUCCCAUCUGCCUGUACAUCUAUCCUUCCCCAUCUGCCUAUGUAUUUACCCAUCUAUUCGUCUUUCCAUCUGCCCAUCUCCGUCUAUCCUUUCCCCAUUUGCCCAUGUAUUCAUCUCCGUCGCCAUCAGCUCAUUUCUAUCGGUCUCAAUCCGUUCAUGUCCUUCAAUCCGUCACCAUCCGCUCAUAUACAUCUAUCCUUCCCUAUCUGCCUAUGUAAAUCUAUUCGUCUCCAUCUGCCCCAUCUACGUCUAUCCUUCCCCAUUUGCCCAUGUCUAUUUAUCCGUCGCCAUCAGCUCAUUUCUAUCGGUCUCAAUCCGUUCCAUGUCCUUCAAUCCGUCACCAUCCGCUCAUAUACAUCUAUCCUUCCCUAUCUGCCUAUGUACAUCUAUUCGUCUCCAUCUGCCCAUCUACGUCUAUCCUUCCCCAUUUGCCCAUGUCUAUUUAUCCGUCGCCAUCAGCUCAUUUCUAUCGGUCUCAAUCCGUUCAUGUCCUUCAAUCCGUCACCAUCCGCUCCUAUACAUCUAUCCUUCCCAUAUCUGCCUAUGUAUAUCUAUUCGUCUCCCAUCUGCCCAUCUACGUCUAUCCUUCCCCAUUUGCCCAUGUCUAUUUAUCCGUCGCCAUCAGCUCAUUUCUAUCGGUCUCAAUCUGUUCAUGUCCUUCAAUCCGUCACCAUCCUCAUAUACAUCUAUCCUUCCCUAUCUGCCUAUGUAUAUCUAUUCGUCUCCAUCUGCCCAUCUACAUCUAUCCUUCCCCAUUUGCCCAUGUCUAUUAUCCGUCGCCAUCAAGCUCAUUUCUAUCGGUCUCAAUCCGUUCAUGUCCUUCAAUCCGUCACCAUCCGCUCAUAUACAUCUAUCCUUCCCAUCUGCCUAUGUAAAUCUAUUCGUCUCCAUCUGCCCAUCUACGUCUAUCCUUCCCCAUUUGCCCCAUGUCUAUUUAUCCGUCGCCAUCAGCUCAUUUCUAUCGGUCUCAAUCCGUUCAUGUCCUUCAAUCCGUCACCAUCCUCAUAUACAUCUAUCCUUCCCUAUCUGCCUAUCUCAUUUCUAUCGGUCUCAAUCCGUUCAUGUCCUUCACCAUCGUCUCACAUCUAUCCUUCCCUCAUAUAUACAUCUCCAUCCUCUACGUCUAUCCCUGUCUAUCUCGCCACCAGCUCAUUUCUAUCAUCUAUUUCAUUCGUCUCCAUCCGCCCAUCUAUCCUCUAUCCCUUCCCCAUUUGCCCAUGCCCAUUUAUCCCUUCGCCAUCUAUUAUCCGUCGCCAUCAGCUCAUUUCUAUCGGUCUCAAUCCGUUCAUGUCCUUCAAUCCGUCACCAUCCGCUCAUAUACAUCUAUCCUUCCCUAUCUGCCUAUGUAUAUCUAUUCGUCUCCAUCUGCCCAUCUACGUCUAUCCUUCCCCAUUUGCCCAUGUCUAUUUAUCCGUCGCCAUCAGCUCAUUUCUAUCGGUCUCAAUCCGUUCAUGUCCUUCAAUCCGUCACCAUCCGCUCAUAUACAUCUAUCCUUCCCUAUCUGCCUCAUGUAAAUCUAUUCGUCUCCAUCUGCCCAUCUACGUCUAUCCUUCCCCAUUUGCCCAUGUCUAUUUAUCCGUCGCCAUCCAGCUCAUUUCUGUCGGUCUCAAUCCGUUCAUGUCCUUCAAUCCGCCACCAUCCGCACAUAUACAUCUAUCCUUCCCUAUCUGCCUAUGUAAAUCUAUUCGUCUCUAUCUGCCCAUCUACGUCUAUCCUUCCCCAUUUGCCCAUGUCUAUUUAUCCGUCGCCAACAGCUCAUUUCUAUCGGUCUCAAUCCGUUCAUGUCCUUCAAUCCGUCACCAUCCGCUCAUAUACAUCUAUCCUUCCCUAUCUGCCUAUGUAAAUAUAUUCGUCUCUAUCUGCCCAUCUACUUCUAUCCUUCCCCAUUUGCCCAUGUCUAUUUAUCCGUCGCCAUCAGCUCAUUUCUGUCGGUCUCAAUCCGUUCAUGUCCUUCAAUCCGUCACGAUCCGCUCAUAUACAUCUAUCCUUCCCUAUCUGCCUAUGUAUAUCUAUUCGUCUCCAUCUGCCCAUCUACGUCUAUCCUUCCCCAUUUGCCCAUGUCUAUUUAUCCGUCGCCAUCAGCUCAUUUCUAUCGGUCUCAAUCCGUUCAUGUCCUUCAAUCCGUCACCAUCCGCUCAUAUACAUCUAUCCUUCCCUAUCUGCCUAUGUAAAUCUAUUCGUCUCUAUCUGCCCAUCUACGUCUAUCCUUCCCCAUUUGCCAAUGUCUAUUUAUCCGUCGCCAUCAGCUCAUUUCUAUCGGUCUCAAUCCGUUCAUGUCCUUCAAUCCGUCACCAUCCGCUCAUAUACAUCUAUCCUUCCCCAUCUGCCUAUGUACAUCUAUUCGUCUCCAUCUGCCCAUCUACGUCUCUCCUUCCCAUUUGCCCAUGUCUAUUUAUCCGUCGCCAUCAGCUCAUUUCUAUCGGUCUCAAUCCGUUCAUGUCCUUCAAUCGUCACCAUCCGCUCAUAUACAUCUAUCCUUCCCUAUCUGCCUAUGUAAAUCUAUUCGUCUCCAUCUGCCCAUCUACGUCUAUCCUUCCCCAUUUGCCCAUGUCUAUUUAUCCGUCGCCAUCAGCUCAUUUCUAUCGGUCUCAAUCCGUUCAUGUCCUUCAAUCCGUCACCAUCCGCUCAUAUACAUCUAUCCUUCCCUAUCUGCCUAUCUCAUUUCUAUCGGUCUCAAUCCGUUCAUGUCCUUCAAUCCGUCACCAUCCGCUCAUAUACAUCUAUCCUUCCCUAUCUGCCCCCUAUAUCUAUUCGUCUCCAUCUGCCCAUCUACGUCUAUCCUUCCCCAUUUGCCCAUGUCUAUUUAUCCGUCGCCAUCAGCUCAUUUCUAUCGGUCUCAAUCCGUUCAUGUCCUUCAAUCCGUCACCAUCGCUCAUAUACAUCUAUCCUUCCCUAUCUGCCUAUCUCAUUUCUAUCGGUCUCAAUCCGUUCAUGUCCUUCAAUCCGUCACCAUCCGCUCAUAUACAUCUAUCCUUCCCUAUCUGCCUAUGUAAAUCUAUUCGUCUCCAUCUGCCCAUCUACGUCUAUCCUUCCCCAUUUGCCCAUGUCUUUUAUCCGUCGCCAUCAGCUCAUUUCUAUCAGUCUCAAUCCGUUCAUGUCCUUCAAUCCGUCACCAUCCGCUCAUAUACAUCCAUCCUUCCCUAUCUGCCUAUGUAUAUCUAUUCGUCUCCAUCUGCCCAUCUACGUCUAUCCUUCCCCCAUUUGCCCAUGUCUAUUUAUCCGUCGCCAUCAGCUCAUUUCUAUCGGUCUCAAUCCGUUCAUGUCCUUCAAUCCGUCACCAUCCGCUCAUAUACAUCUAUCCUUCCCUAUCUGCCUAUGUACAUCUAUUCGUCUCCAUCUGCCCAUCUACGUCUAUCCUUCCCCAUUUGCCCAUGUCUAUUUAUCCCGUCGCCAUCAGCUCAUUUCCCCAUCCUAUCUCCAAUCCGUUCAUGUCCUUCAAUCCGCCACCAUCCGCUCAUAUAUUUCAUCUCAUCCUUCCCUAUCUCUGCCUCAUGUAUAAUCUAUUCGUCUCCAUCUGCCCAUCUACGUCUAUCCUUCCCCCAUUUGCCCCAUGUCUAUUUAUCCGUCGCCAUCAGCUCAUUUCUAUCGGUCUCCAAUCCGUUCAUGUCCUUCAAUCCGUCACCAUCCGCUCAUAUACAUCUAUCCUUCCCUAUCUGCCUAUGUAAAUCUAUUCGUCUCCAUCUGCCCAUCUACGUCUAUCCUUCCCAUUUGCCCAUGUCUCUAUUUAUCCGUCGCCAUCAGCUCAUUUCUAUCGGUCUCAAUCCGUUCAUGUCCUUCAAUCCGUCACCAUCCGCUCAUAUAUACAUCUAUCCUUCCCUAUCUGCCUAUGUAAAUCUAUUCGUCUCCAUCUGCCCAUCUACGUCUAUCCUUCCCCAUUUGCCCAUGUCUAUUUAUCCGUCGCCAUCAAGCUCAUUUCUGUCGGUCUCAAUCCGUUCAUGUCCUUCAAUCCGUCACCAUCCUCUCAUAUACAUCUAUCCUUCCCUAUCUGCCUAUGUAAAUCUAUUCGUCUCCAUCUGCCCAUCUACGUCUAUCCUUCCCCAUUUGCCCAUGUCUAUUUAUCCGUCGCCAUCAGCUCAUUUCUAUCGGUCUCAAUCCGUUCCAUGUCCUUCAAUCCGUCACCAUCCGCUCAUAUACAUCUAUCCUUCCCUAUCUGCCUAUGUAAAUAUAUUCGUCUCUAUCUGCCCAUCUACUUCUAUCCUUCCCCAUUUGCCCAUGUCUAUUUAUCCGUCGCCAUCAGCUCAUUUCUGUCGGUCUCAAUCCGUUCAUGUCCUUCAAUCCGUCACCAUCCGCUCAUAUACAUCUAUACUUACCUAUCUGCCUAUGUAA
Acanthosepion pharaonis is the source of this 7821-nucleotide messenger RNA. The record is from the annotation of a GenBank genome assembly. Lineage: Eukaryota; Metazoa; Mollusca; Cephalopoda; Sepiida; Sepiidae.